Messenger RNA from Elephantulus edwardii (Cape elephant shrew), 1497 nucleotides. RefSeq names its product vaccinia related kinase 2 (gene VRK2). The coding region runs from base 1 to 1497 and encodes 498 amino acids. The transcript has 12 exons. The record is from RefSeq and is a predicted model, not a curated record. Lineage: Eukaryota; Metazoa; Chordata; Mammalia; Macroscelidea; Macroscelididae. Gene Ontology annotation, cellular component: cytoplasm; nucleus. Gene Ontology annotation, biological process: peptidyl-serine phosphorylation; signal transduction. Gene Ontology annotation, molecular function: protein serine/threonine kinase activity; ATP binding.
AUGGCACCAAAGAGAAAUAGCAAAUAUACGCUUCCUGUUCCACUGCCGGAAGGUAAGAUUCUGGAUGACGUGGAAGGGAAGCAGUGGACGCUGGGAAAGAUGAUUGGCUCUGGAGGAUUUGGAUUGAUAUACUUAGCAUUCCCAGCAAAUAAGACAGCUGACGAUGCAAGACAUGUAAUAAAAGUGGAAUAUCAAGAAAAUGGCCCGUUAUUUUCAGAGCUCAAAUUUUAUCAAAGAGCUGCAAAACAAGACUGUAUCAAGAAGUGGAUCGCGCUCAACCAACUUGAUUAUUUAGGAAUUCCUCAGUUUUACGGAUCUGGUCUGACCACGUUCAAGGGACGAAGUUACAGAUUUAUGGUAAUGGAAAGACUAGGCAUCGAUCUGCAGAAGCUCUUAGGCCUGAACGGCACCUUUACGAAGUCGACGGUCCUGCACUUAGGUGUCCGGAUGUUGGAUGUGCUUGAAUACAUACAUGAAAAUGAAUAUAUUCAUGGUGAUAUAAAAGCAGCAAAUCUACUUUUGGGUUACAAAAAUCCAGAUCAGGUUUACCUUGCUGAUUAUGGACUCUCCUACAGAUAUUGUCCCAACGGGAACCACAAACAGUAUCAGGAAAAUCCUAAGAAGAGCCAUAAUGGGACAAUGGAGUUUACCAGCCUGGAUGCCCACAAAGGAGUUGCCCUGUCCAGACGGAGCGACCUGGAGAUCCUUGGCUACUGCAUGCUGCGGUGGGCCUGCGGGAAGCUGCCCUGGGAAGGCGACCUGGCGGACCCCCUGGCCGUGCAGAGAGCCAAAGCAAACCUGUUGGACGAGCUCCCCGAGUCCGUGCUCAGAUGGGCGCCUUCUAGAAGCAGCUGCUGUGAAAUAGCCCAUUUUUUGGAAUGUGCUUCCAGUUUGGCAUAUAAUGAGAAGCCGGACUACCAGAUGUUCAAGAAGAUUCUGAACUCUGGAGAAACACCAUUAGGACCACUGGCCUUUUCCACGAGCGGACACGGCACGGAGGUGCGCGCUCCACACAAGCAAAAGGUUGAUUUGCGCAAGGCUGCAACAAAAGAAGUCAAUCAGACACUAAAUAGCUUAACAGAGAAAAAGCUUCAUGGGGAAAGGAGUGCAGCUUGGAGAGGAGAGAGAGGAGAGAAGUUGGGUGGAUGGAUUAACAAUGAAACCGCACAGGAUAGUACAAGGAGAAGACAACCAUCGCAUAUGCCUCAAGAAUAUGUAAGCGAAAUACAAAAUUAUCUGCAAAAAUACAGCUGUAUACAAUCCUCAAAUUCAUCUUACAAACGUCAUCAAGAUUUUACCCGCCCAGAUAUAAACAAAUCACGACCUCUAGAUUGGUGGAAGUAUGACACGGACACUGACACUACUGGAGAGGUAGCCAUGGAGGCGGAAGGUUCCCACUUCACUCUCAGCGAAGAGAUGAAGAGAAGUGUGUAUGUUUACGGCUCGCUCAUACUUUUUCUUCUGGUGUUGAUAUUUCUUGCCUUGUAUUUUCUCUGA